Molecule: messenger RNA, 13262 nt
Organism: Haliotis rufescens (red abalone)
Lineage: Eukaryota; Metazoa; Mollusca; Gastropoda; Lepetellida; Haliotidae
Product: meiosis-specific coiled-coil domain-containing protein MEIOC-like
Exons: 8
Coding region: 16-2667 (883 amino acids)
Biological process (GO): meiotic cell cycle; female meiosis I; male meiosis I
Cellular component (GO): nucleus; cytoplasm
Source: RefSeq, a predicted model, not a curated record
GCAAAAUGAACGUCAAUGGCGCUCUCGGUCCAGCUGAAUGAGAGCGAAAAAUAUGAAAAUACCAGGAUAAGAUUGAUGAGGUCGGCUGGAAAUAACCAGCUUAAGCAGCAGCCUGGCAGGUACAACCCUGGAGCAAAGCCUUUUGAACCCAACACGUUUGAUCUGGAUACAUACCAGGAAAGGGUGGAGUUAGGUGGGUCAAAGGAGCAGUUCAAGAAUUUGGCACCAGGAUACAAAAAUGGCCAGAUUGCUACAUUCCAGCCUUUCCCUCAUUCAAACACAAUGCAGACGGGCUCACAGCUGGCAUCCUCGGACAGUCAGCAGACUGCCUAUCCAGAAUGGAGUCACAUGACAUACAGUUCCAAAAAUGCACAGAAACUUGAACCUGACCACGCAUCACCAUUUUCCUUUGCUUUCCCGGAUCAUCAAAGUGGGGGACUCAACAAUUGCUCUAGCGACAAACUGUCAGCUUUUGAUGAUCUUGUCAACAAGAUAGUUGAUGAUGAUUCUUCUCUAUUCUCUGCCAGCCUCUUUGGAGAGUUUAAUGAAGAAACUCAGUCGCAGGCCACAUCAGAUGUCUUUUCCUUUGAUGGAUCACCUGGCUUUGCAUCUGGAAGUGUGUGGUCAACCGGCAGCGAGGGAACACCUUCUGGGAAGUCAGAUAAAAACUCCACCUCAUAUGGAAGUUUUGAACAUGCUUCAAGCAUGACACAAAAUUUGUGGGAUGAAAACAGCUUUUCUUCACAUGUUUCUGAAACGCCAGAUCACUUUUUCUCACAGGGUUUUAAUGCUAAGGAUGCAUCCCGACUUCCCAGUGGCCAGAUCCAUGAAAACUUUCCCCAACAAUUUCAAGCUCAAUCUGAAUAUAGCGGAAAGCAAAAAUUGGACAGGUCUUAUCAAAAUAUGAACAAUGAUAUGUUCAACGAAAUGUCCUUACCACAGAAUUUUGCCACAUUCCAGAAUCACUUAAAGUUAAAAGCUUUUCCUUCACAGCCAACAUUGAAUUCUGCUUUUACUUCAUCAGCCCAUGACACUUCACCAAAGAUUCACCAUUCUCAGGAACACAGUAUGGCUCAAAGCGCCUUUCAAAGUGCUGUGGCUCAGCAUGUCAAUGCAGCAAAACAAACAUAUCCAGGAGGAAGUGAGCCCUUCAGCUUCAAGAAAAACAAGACAUUCCAGACAACACCAACCAAGACUGACGAUCAACCUCCAGAUGUUGAGAAGCAGAUGUUCAACUAUUUGCCAUCAUCUAACUUCAAUUCUCACAAUGCAGCUGCCUUGAAACACCAGCACUCUUCCCAGCAACAUAUGCAGCAUGACAAUGAUUUUAUGCACCCCAUUCAUGUGAAUACGCAUACUCCAGUCAGUUAUCAAAGUAACUACAGUCUGUCUGAUCCCAGUACUCCUAGUUCACCAGGGGAAGGAAAUGUUCCCCCAGAGAGACCACAGCAUCAGUCCGACACCUCAAGUGGCAAUAUUCAGGUACCUGGCCAUUUCCUGAACAAAAUGCAGAACCUGAAAAAGGAUUAUGUGCCAAUCAGCUCAUCUACUCCUCUCAACAGAGAGAAACAUGGAUUGCAGAAUUUUAUUCCUCAUGGUUUCUACAAUCGAAAAAUGAAAGGAUUACCACAUGAUAUGUUCUCCUCGCCAAACUAUGACCGCUGGUCUGCUGACCAGGUUGGUAGAGAGACCCACCACCCUGCACUUGGCAAUCUUGAUCACAUUUCUCCUGAGUUACUCCCCUUUGCCUUUGACCAUGACCAAGUUGACAAACAGAAGUUUCUUGAAGAAUGUCUCCUCCAUGAUCAAGGUCUCCGACACUCCCUGUCUCAUCAUCAGCAUCUUCUCCACUAUCCUCCCCACCCUCUCUUCAGUCCUUCCCAUGGUGCCUUGCCUGCUGAAGCAUUUGACUACUUUCCAAUUGAACCUUUGCCCAGAAUUGCGCCUGGAUUCAUCCCUGAAAUGCUCUACCCUGACUUCCCACAAUAUGUCUUAGGCCUCCAUCCUGGCUUCUUUCAAGGAAUGCGCUCUUUCAGGAGAAGUGGACCCUCUAAUGAACUUCAUCUUAAGCUAGAGGAAUGUUACGAACAGUUCAAGGCAAUUGAGAAAGAGAGAAAGAAGACUGAAGCAGAACUAGCCAGACAAAACCCAGGAAAGAAAGUAUCAAGUGCCAACAAUAUUGUCAUUCCUCGACUGCCAUCAAACCCUUCUAGAGUGGAUCGACUUAUUGUGGAUUCCUUCAGGGAACAUGCAAGGAUUAUCACACUGAUUGAUAAGAUGGAAAAACUAAGAACAAUAUCCAUCCAUCCUAAUGUCCAUUCCUCCCUUGACAAGUGGCUGGAGGGUAUCAGGAAAGUCCAGGCUAGAAGGAAGGAAGAAAUCGUUAAUGCUGCCAAUAGACAUCGAGCAGGUGUAUCGCGCCAUCAGGAGGAUAAAGAUGUAUUGGCUUUGGCUGCCAGUAUCAGUGAACUCACAGCGCACACUCGACGAGCUAGAACAGCAACAUGGUGUGCCCUGCAGAUGUCAGAUAAAGAAAAUCCACUGAUUCCACAAGCUGGUGUAAAUGUUCAAAGCCCAGUCAACAUUGAGGCUUUUGUGAAAGUACCAGACACUGGCAACCCAGUUAAUGAGGAAAAAGAAGAAGACAUUACAGCGGGAACAGAGUGAGGUGCUGAAAGGACUCAGCUUCAACCUCAAUUUUUGGAAAUCCUAUUUAUUUUGGAUGGAUGUGUAAAGCGUAGAUAUUCGUUACUGUUGCAACUAUCAAUUUUUGGAAAAUUGACAUAGUUGACUGUUGUACACUGUUAAAGUGAGCUAACACUGCAAGCUUAAGCAAAGGAUCAGCAAAGGUAAACAGGGUUAGUGCUUAUUGUUGAACAACGUCAAUCACUGAAAUGCUGGUUGAGUAAUAAUAAUAGAGCAAUAUGAACUUGGACAAGCAUUUGACAGGUAUCUUAGCUUGUGAUAUAUGGGUUUAGAUUGACCAUCAUAGAUUUGUGAUAGUAUUUGAAGUUUAUUGUUUUGUUGGAUUAACCAGAGAAUGCUAACAUGUGCCUAGUUCGUUAUGUGUGGUUUUUGUAAAGCUACUGAGGUGAUUUCAAGUCAGACCUUUGGAUUAUUGAGCAGUUUUCUACACCGGUGAAUCUCAAGUAUUUGAUAAAUAUGACUUCUUGUUUCAUAAUUUGUAUUGUAUCAGUUUUUCAUAGCAUUAUAAGAUGGAAGUCUGAGUUUUUAAUCUUUCAAGUCAUUUAUUUCCGUCCAAUUCAGACAUGAUUGUCUCUUCAGACCAUUUGAUUAAUAGAUAUUUUCUACUACAUAACCAAUUCAGGUCAUGAAUGUAUUAUCACAUAUAUGAAGAAUCUCCUUUAUGAAUAGUAAUUAUUCAUAUUGUAUUUUUUUGUUGUUGGAAGAUCUUGCAUGCCUCUUGGGCAAGCAAUUCAUUCUCUGAUUUUGAGAAGUAAAGAAGAUCUGAACUAAAGGUUGUGAAUAUUGACAUGUAAUCAGAAUAUGUUAGCUCAUCUGGCCAAUAGGGACACUGGAUCCUGUAGAUUUGGGAAAUAAAUUUGUCACAUUUUCACCUUCUCAUUAGAUUGAUAAAUGGUGUAGGUAUUCCUGACUCCUGACCUAAAGAAAAGUGAAAGUUUGUUCAAGGAAUCAGUAUCUGAAGUUCAGUUUGACAGAACUUCAUUAAUGUUAAUUCUCUUUUCAAAGAAAUAUCAGAAAAUGAUGGUUGCUUUAAAACAUAGCAUGAGUGCAGGCCUUAACCAAUCAAAAAGAUGAUGUAACAGACACUGUAAAUUGCUAAAACUAAAGAAAACCUGCCCUGUGUUAAAGGUAUGCCUUGGACCAGUAUCAAUUUCUUCAAAUGUAAUCAGACAUUUGAUAGAAUUAGUGUCUCAUUUUCAGUGUAUUAUAUUAAUUUUUCGAUCAUGAAUUGAAAGGUCAGCUAUCACUGGACUCUUUUUGACAGCCAUUCUCACAAGUAUUGACCAAAUGUUAUCCAAACAUUUGAAACAGCUGGACUAUGUUUGUGUUCAAGUAUUAAAUAACUGCUUGAAUAUUAAUAGAUACUAAUGAUAUCAUCACAAUGUUUUGUUAGCCAGUUGAGCUACGCAGUCUAAAAGCUAUUUAUAUGAAUACAUAUCAGAAUCGAAAUUGUAACCCGCAUGACAUCUUCAGAUCAUAUUAAAUUUUCUCAUUAGUCAGAUUUAUAAUGUUACAGAAUGAGUCAAGAAAUCUAUGGAUUUAACAUACAUUACAUAGAGAUAUUUGUGUAUAUUUUUUAUUUGAUUCAUAUUUAUUUAAUAUGAUAUGUGAAUAUGUAUAUAUCAGUGUUAAAUAAAACACACUGUCAGGAUAUCUUGCAAUCAAAGCAAAUAUUACCAACAAUUAUUCAAAGAUGAUGCCCAAAUGGUUUAUUUAUUUUCAACAUAUGUAAUGGGGACAAAAUUGUCCUAUUCAGCAUAGUUAAACUGCAAAAUACCAAAAGGUCUGAUAUUGAUUCUCCAGUGUAGCUUGUGGGGUACCUGCUCCAUAGUCACAAUUAUAUCAUGAGUUGUUCCCAUUCAUAGAAUCUAAAAGUUGAAUUAUCUCCACUUUGCUAUCCCAACAAUGGUCAGCCAUGGGAGAAUUUAGUUAUGUACAUUGUCUCUAUUUAUUUUCUCAGGUCUUUAUUUGAUUCUGUAGUCCAAAUAAUUAAUGGUGUAGCUAAAAAGGUAAAUAUUUUGAAGGCCUCAUCUAUCUCAAAUGUGGUUCACCUAACAAAGCUUUCAAAACAUGAUUGGUUGUGACUAUUAUUAUUUUUAACAAUUCAGUAGUGGGUGACCGGCGAAAAGAUUUUUGAUUAUUUAAAAAUAUGCUAGGAGAAUGUCAAUGAAAUUGAUAGGUUAUGUAUAAUAAAUUCAUGCAUACAGAGCAGAAUCAAAGCAUAUUUUGGGGGGCUUUUUCUUUUCAAGUUGCUACUUCCUGUUUUACUCCAUGAACUUCAACAACUGCUGACUAUGGAUAAAGGUACCCUAUUACUCGAACUACAGAUAGGUUUGGAAAGAUUUUGAUGAAGUUUGGGAUGUAUUGUUAUACAUAUCCCAAAUGAAUAACUUAUUCCGUGCACAUUUUGAAUGUAUUUAUUGAUUCAUUUCCUCCCAAUACAGUGGGAGUGAAAAAGUAGUUUUUUAAUAGAAUGGUUUGUAGUGUGAGUAGUUUGUAGUUAUUAGCUAGAUUUUUGAAGUUAUCACUGGUGUAAUAAUGUCCCGUAGCAACUUCAGAGACAUCAACUAAAAUCAUGGAGAUUCAAGUAUUACUGUGUUUCAAACAAAUCUAUUUUCUUACCCUCCCCAAGAAACUAACUUGAGAAAUCUGAAUGACAUAAAUCCCUAGGUGCCGUAUGAAGAAAUGCCACACUGUUGAUUGCAGUAUUGUACUCAAGUUGCGUGUAUUUUUCUAUGACUAAUUUGUAUUUUAUUAGUGAUGGAAUUCCCACAAGUUUGUGUCUAGUCUAUCCCUCCACUGGGGAUUCACAGUUCACAGGAUCAGUGAUUGUUUGCCACAAAUGCAUUAUCAACUUGAUUUCUAUUAUAUGGUCACAAUUAAUUCUUUUUCAAUUUUUUUUUCUUUCAAAUUUUAAUGUCAUCUUGCUGUGCUAGUGAUUGCUGUGGUUUGAAAAGGUGUUUGUCCUGGUUCUAUGGUUCAGCAAUAUGUUUCGAUACAGAAUUAAACAAUAUCAUUCCAUGAUACCAAAGUAAUCAAUUUUUAUACUAAGAACUAUUCAAUUCUGCAGUUUUUGUGUAAAGUACUGAUUGUCAAAGGUGAUUUGUACAGGAAUCAGGACUCAUGAACUUUUCAAAAGCCAGUUUUCCCAUCUUGUCAUUCCUUUCACAGAGUAGCAUUCCUGCCAAGAGAAUUGUUCACAGGUCUAAAUAGACCUUUUAGAAAUUGUGUAUUUGAUCAAAAUAUGCAGCUAUCAGGGUUUUGGAAAAUUGUUGAUGUUUGAAACUAAUCAAUUCUUUUUCCAUGAUUAGAUCCAUGUUUAUUUCAUAAACAUUUGAACCUUUUACCAAUUAGCUGUAGACAGAAUGCUGCUCAAGAACAAACUUCAGGGACCAAGUAAAAAGUACACUUAAGUGACAUAAUUGUUUUUGUUAUGAAAUGCAAAUAUUGUUGAAUAUGCCCAUUGCUGAUUAAUUAUGGAUUGUACCAUUAGUAACGUCUGCUUUUUGUCAAGUCAAAAGGAUAUGAAAUAUUUUCACAAUUACUUUUCACAGUGUUACCUAUUUUCUGAGAUCUGCUUUAAUAUAACUUAAGUUUGUCUUUUGACAGUCACAUACUUGAGAGAAUUAUUUGUGGCAACAAUAUAAGUUUCUUGUAGGUUGAGUUGAGCUGUAUUUCCAAAAUAUCAAAAUGUCAUUCCUUUCAACAUAUGUGAUGCAUGAUGAAUCUAUUUAUACGAUACUGUGAUAUAUUACUCAACAUGAGACUUUCAUUCUAAUAGUCAAUAGUUUUACAUGAUUAAAUUUGAAGUUUAAUGCUUGUUAACAUUUGCUAGUUGAACUUGUUGAUCUUUCUGUUUCUUCAAUGUUAACAUGAUUUACUGUAUCAAUGAAUUUGAACUAUAUUUACAACGUAUAUAAUUGACAUGAUCAAUGUAGAAACAGAAUAUAUUGAGUUUUAAUACAGGGAAAUGAACCCUUGGUAUGCAUUAGAAUAUUAUCCCUAUUAACUGAAAAGUUACUGGACUUAAAAAGGAAAACCUACACAUAUUUCCUAACUUGUAAUGCAUCAGUAGAGGUGUGACUAUUCAUGCAUGGUCCCAGUGAUUCUGAAACAUUAUUUUACAGUUUAGUUACAUGUACUGAUUUGUUUCAUACACAGGGAAGAUUCAGAUUAUGGAUUAUCUUCUUUACAAGAAGUGUUUUGAAGGAUACAUGUAAUUCAUGUGUUCAGUAAGUUCAAGUAUUUUGCAACAUGUAUGACUUGUGGAUGCAUUGUCACACCCCUGAUGGUAUUUAUCAUGAAGAUGGAUAUAAAGAUUGAUACAAUAAAUAAACCGGUGUUACCAGUAUAGCCUGAGGGUCAUAAGUUGAAAUUUGGGAUUCCUAUGAUGAAAAGUUGUAAAAUCUAGUCUGAGUUUAAUCAAAAACAUUGCGCCUCCUUGCUCUAUUAUGAUUGACAUUCCAAUAGUAUCUUUGCAUUACAUUAUCCUUUUUAACCAUGUGAAAACUAUGUGGAUAUUUGCUGGAUGUUUCAGUGGUUGCACAUCAGAUAUUAUGCAGAGUUAUUAUUGCAAAGGCAUUUUGUGUGCCACAAUUCCAUUAAAUUGACUGUGAUCACACUAUUUUCAUAUUAAACACAGAUCUAAUAAACCAAAUAUAAUCUCAUAGUCUGCCAUUAUGUGUGUAUGUGUGUUUAUUGUAUUGGUUUAUAGACACCUUAUUAGUGUGUGGGGUUAUUAUAUUGUUAUAUGUAUGUAGUACUAGCAAACGGGUGACAAUUCUUAAGCAGUCAGUAAAAACAUAGAUUUUUUUUAUCUGUACAAACAUCAAAAGCAAUGACAUUCAACUAUAAUCAUGCAUGACUUGGUGCACAUAUUUUGCUGUUCAUUUGUACACAUGAAAAGUUGCUUGGACAUGUUGAUAAUCGUUCGUCAUUCAUGACAGAUAUGUAUUUUGUUUAUUUGUUUUACCAGUGAAUUAUAUAGCUGUGCCACAGAUGUCUAGUUUUAGAUGGUGUUCAUGUGUUGCCUAUAUUUAUAGAUUAAAUUAUUUUGUUGUGAUUUUAUUUUUGUAGAAUGAAAUGUCAUUCAUUGGACUCAUUCAUUAGAGGUUCCUGAUAGAACAAAGUCAUGCUUCUCACAUUCAUAACAAAUGUUUUACGUUUCCUGCAACUUAUGUUGUAAUUGAUAAGCCUUUUUUAAGGUGUGUAAGUUGUUUUCUUGUAUUGUGUUUGACAUGACAUUUAUACACCGUAUUGACAUAUCUAACCCAUGAUUUACCACAAGUUGAUUAACAUUCUUGGCCACAUAAACUUAUUCCAAAAUUAGAUCAUAGAAGUCAUCCCUGAUUUGUAAUUCAAGAUAUGCAAUGACCUCUCUGCUGAUUCUAAAGGUAGACCGAUACAUGAUCAGUUAUGUCCAAUGAUUACAUUGAAAUUGGAUUAUUUCAAUACAAAGCAGUGAUCCUGUCAUUGCAUCUAUGCAGCUAUAACAAAUCCUAUUUCUGUGGUGUGGGGUUAUUUAUCGUAUGGUCAUCUUAUAGACUUCAGUCUAUAGUCUUGUCAAUGUUGCUGAAAUAUUUGAACAACUGUGCACUCUUUUGCCUCAUGCUUACCGUGUGUUCAAGAUCGUAGAGAAGUCAUACCACAUUGUUUUCCACGUCAAAGUCACAUUGUUUUAACCUCAGCCAAAAUCAGAAGUCACAUUGUAUUUGUUUUCAACACAUUUUGCAUGUAUUGACCAUUUUAAAGUCACUGUGUGCUCAUAGCUUAGUCCCACAACCUACAAUAAACCUGCUGGUGAACCAACACAAAGAAAUGUGCUCUGGAAAUAUAAACAGAACAAUAUUUUUGCAUUGCACAUUUGUUUUGUAUAUGCUUUGGAACAAUUAGCAAUGACUAGGGUAGAUGGUUAAUAUACAUUAAAAAUGGGUUUGUUUGUGAGAUUUUGUAAGAUACCUAUAUCUACAUAGUCCUAGACAUAGUGUGACAUUAGCGACCUGACUAUAGCUAGACUCUUGGUUAUCAGUGUUUGAGUAGUUUGAGACUUGGUAGUUGCAUGAGGUAUGUCCAUGCAUUGUUUUGUGCAUAUCAAACUGAAUUCUGCCCAUGCAAGAGUAUUUUUUCUAGAUAAUCUAUUCACAUAGAUUUAGGAUUGAAUAUAUUUUCAAGCAGUGGCUGCUGUUAAGACAAAAUAUUGAUUUGUGGUGUCAGAAAAUUAAAAAGUAACUGGUGGAUUUGAGACUCAAAAUGACAAGUACCUGGGGUAAUGAUCAAUGAGUAGAGGUAGCCGUUAUCACAGGCUUAUUUUCAACUAUGCAGAAACCAGACCCUGAAGUCGUGUUAACCAAAUACAUGUUCUUCAUUGAAUUACAUAUUAGCAAGAUUAUAUUGAUGUUGUAUUUGAAGAGUAUCAUCUAUAAACAUGUAUUUGGAAAUAUUCUGUAGGGCAGAAUUCAUUGUCAGGUUACCUCAUUGAAGAUUCCAGCUUAAUUGCACUCAGGAUUCUCUCAUAGUUUGAUAUGUUCAACAUCUUAUUUUUUAAUCUGAGCAAUACCGUUAUGGUCCAUUCACCAGAAAUCUUUUACCUUUCAUGUAUACUCCAUUUGGAAGGGAUUGUCUGGUCCAGAUUGGAUUAUUUACAGGGUGCCGUCAUAUUGCUGGAAUAUCAUUGAGUGUGGCGUUGAACAGCAAACAAUACUAACCAUUGGAAAAUAAAGAAUAGAAUGUUAAUAUGCAGAAAAAGACAAAAUAUUUUGGUUGUAUCAGAAACAUUUUCAGGUAUGCUUGUUCUACUUUGCAAUUUGUAUUGUUAUUGGGUCUGGAUUCAUUUUCAAUUUUCUUUUUCAAUUUUACUUUCCCCAAACAUUCAUAGAUGCACCAUUUUCCAAUUGAGCUACAGUGCCUCAUGACUUAAAUUUUUAUCUCAGAUUUAAUUAUGCUUACCGGGGUACUGUAGAAAUUUUGAUUAUUUUUGUUCACUUUAUGAAAUCAUUAAAAUUAAGAACUUUUGAAGUAAAUUAUCAAAUUUUCAGGAAUUUUUAGAAAUAUUUUGUUGCACCACUGAGAGAUCAAUGUGUAUAUUAGGUUCUUAUGCCUAUGUUAUUGAUGGAUUAAGAUAAAAAAGGAACAUUUACAUGGCCGAAAAACAUUUCAGAUUGGCAAAUACAAUACCAAUUCAUGUUAACUGAAAGAACAAUUUGUAUCUUGUCAGCAGCAAAUGAAUCAACAUGCGUCUGUAUUGCAUCAAAAGGAAACAAAUAAUUUCUUGUAAUUUCCCUGACUUCAUGAAUCUGAGAUAAAGAAAAAGGUGUUUGUAUAAAGGUAAUAGGCUUGGUAAUAGAUGGUGUUUUUAUCAGUCUGGUGUCUUUCCCAAUGGUUCUGUUACAGCAGCUAAUAUCAUUGUUUAGUGUACCGGUAGUUGUAAUGACAUUUAUACCGCUAGCAUUUUCAGUCCUCACAAUUUUGUCAGGUAAGUCCACAACACUCAAAAUGGCAAGAAAUAUUUUCAUAUCUGUAUAUAAUAAUAUUUUUAUAGCAUUAGAUAGUCUGAAUGCUCAAUUCUAGGAGCUUGUGACAACUGCAGAUUGUAUUUUAAUGCAUAAAGCCUUGUAAGAGCACAGUGCUUGUCUUCAACUAAAGCAGUAUUUUUCUAUGCAUUCAGUUAGUGUUUGGGAAAUGUAGGUUGUGUUUGAUCACACCGGUUGUAUUUGAUGUAGAGCAUUUGCCUAAGAAAUAAGUCUGUUAAUUAAGUAUUUCAGUAACUAUGUUAAUUGAUUGAAUCAGGGAUUUUUUUUCCUAGGUUUUAAUUAUGACUCUAGACUGUUAUUGGAAAAUGAACAUGUAUGCUAUAUGUAAAGCAUAGUGACAAAACCACUGAGAACAGUUACAGUUUGUCAAAAUGUGCUUGAGCAGAGAAAAUAUCAAAUUAUUUUUGUGUGUUGUACACAGCAAUAUAAGAGACAAAAGACUUUAACUCGUCAUGCUUGUGUUGUGAUUUUGAUUGAGUUUAUAGACAAUUUUGUCUGUUGUACUGUGAGCACCACACAGAGUGUUGUCACUAGUUGAUAUUUUGCUUGGCUGUGUUAUUGUUUGAUAGCGAUCUCCAAUUGUCUGUGAUGUUAACUAUCCAAUUCCAAAAUAGUUGUUGAUUAAGUAAUACUCUUAUUUUUCAAUUGUGUUGAAAAAAUCAUCCAUGUCUCUCCUUAAAACACAAGCACACAAUUUACCUUCCAGUUUGAUAUUCUAUGAUUUUAACAGAAAGUGACAUGAAAGUUACCACUACCAUUUUUUUGGUUCUGUUUAUAAACCAUGACAUUAGGGAAUUCAUGAUCUUUCUGUUGCUCUAUUCCCACAUAUCCAAUCUUAAUCUUUUCUUGUAAGUCAAAAUAUUGGAAUUACCUACAACUGCGUCUACUUCAUACAAUAUACUUUUCAUCAGAUAAAUUUAUAAAACCUAUUGGUCACAAUAUGUGGUAAAGAGAUAAUAACUAGAUAACUGUAUUUUUGUCUUAUUGUUUGUUAAAACAUUGAAGGCCAUCAUUAUUUUGAAUAGGAAAUGUUCCUAGGUAAUUUCUGUCACAUUAAAUCAGUUCCAUGUCGAAGUUACAAUUUUUGGGAUACACCCAUUCCAUAACAUCCAUGCCUAAUGAAAUUUGGAUGGAUGUUUUCUGCAAGUCUAGAUCUUUUUGCAGCUGGCUUUUAUGCAAAUUAACUUAAAUUUGCUUUAGGGUAACAUUAGAAAUGGAGAGAUUCAAAGAAAUAGACUAUGAUAAUAUAGACAUACUUUGUGCAUAUUUACCAGUUGGUACAGUUUACUCCUAGAUGAUGCUUGUGUAUUGAUAGUUAAAAGUGUUCUUUUACUGAUUAAGCAGGGAAUUGGAGAUGUAGUUUAUGUGAUUCUAUACAUAGUCCAAGUUUUGCUGCGUCGAUGAAAUAAGGUUUAUAUCUACUCAGUCAAUUUAGGAAGUGAUUUUCCUAAUUAGAGUUUUGAAUUCUGAAGAGUUUUACUGUUGAUUCUUACUAUUUGUGUAUAUUUAUUCUAGUUAAUGCUGGUCAGUUUCUCGAAUUGUGCAAGUCAGAAUUGUAUAUGUAUAUUUAUGUAGCCAUGCAUUCAUGUAAGGAAGUAAAAAAACAAUACUGGUAGUAUAAAUGGAUUUCAAGAUACAUUUUUCACUGUAAAGUUUAAGACAGAUAGGUCAUAGUUUACCUCAAGGUAUAGUUUGCACAACUCCAAAGCCCUUAUUAAUAUGUUUAUAAUCUAAACUUUCGAAGGGAAUAUAUCAAAUCCUAUCCUUUUGUUAAUGAAUAAGACCUGAACCCCUGUCAUCUAUUGAACAGGAUCUUCAGGAUAGGUCAUGUCAACUGAAAUGCAAUUUAUUUACAAUCUGACUUGCCACAAAUCACCUAUGGUGGAGAGACCAGUCCUAGAUUUUGCUUAUGUUGUCAGUGCAACAAACCUGCAAUACUUGUAGCAUUAUUGAUGGGAUUGAAGGAGUGACGAGAUAUAUUCGUCGACUGUGAUUGUGUUUUAGAGUGUUGAUGUAGUAUAAAACAUUGGGGAACAAUGGUGCAGUAUGUGUCGACUGCAUGGACUGCACUGAUUGCUAGGUAUGGUAAGGCUUUCUGGUCUCACGUAACAUUAUUUAUAUGCUCAGUGUUCAUGUUUCUGUAUUAAAAAAAGAUAUGGCAACAAUAUCCCUAAGAAGUUAGGAGACAGUAAGAGUUUGACAUGCCAUAAGAACAGAUUAUGGUAGUACUUCAACCAUUCCUCUAAAAUAUCCUACAAGGUCAAGAUUCUUUUGUUAAUCUUUGCUAAAAGUUAGGCAUUGCAACUUUUAUAAGAUCCUGGUUAACACAUCUUGUUUAAGCCAUCACAAAAGCAAAACAUGUUUUGCACCUUGGGGCAUAUUUGUCAAAGGCUUACUAUGUGACAUGCCACAUAUUUUCUACUCAUUUGCCCUGGUUGAUGGGUCUUCUAAGGAAAACCUGUUAUGUCAUUUGGCCGUCUCUUGGUGUAUUUUUUAUCAACAAAUAAAAAUCAACUCUGGUUUGUGCACAAAGGAUCAUGGUUGGAUAUACACUACCCCAUGUAAGAGUAAGAAAUAAUUAUCCUAACCUUUAAUACAUACAGAUACAAAGAUCUAACAAUAAUUUACGAACAUGCAUUAAUUGUCAGUUUGACAAAAUAAAUGUCAGCAUGAUUCUUUUUUCAAUAUCUUUUACAUUCACUGGAAAUUCCUUGAUAGCGUCUGUUGUUUUCUUUCUUGGUGUGCAGAUCACAAGUAAGACAGUUAUAUAUCAAAUAAUAAGUCUAAUCUUUAUAUUCCACAUGCUUAAAUCUGAGACGUUUCAGAGCCAGCACAGUGCAGUCCAUGGGUUUUGUGUCGAGUUCAGAGUGAGAUUAUCAUAGCUUGAAUAGAGGUGUGAAACUUCCCACAGAAUAUGUAGCCCAAGUUGGUAGCUUACAAGGGUGUUCAUCAUGUUGCAAUUAGAAAUUCAUGCCUGUUUUUUCCCAGAUUUAUGAAUUAUGACAAUAAAGGCAUGGUUGUUUGGCA